ACAAACGAGGCGGUAGCUGUAUGACCGAAUCUCGCAAGAAGUUCAGUGUUUGAGAAUUGAUGUCGGUUGACAUCCGUUUGAAACGGUUGUGAAUUGUUAGUGAAAGGCUCGUGAGGGAUUGAGACUCUCCGGUUACUAUCGCUUACCCCAUGCUAAGGCCGCUGGUGCGAUGUCGUGAGAAAGUUUAAGUAGCGAGUAGUGACGACAAACAGGUGUAUGAGAAGGAGUGCCGCUUUGUUGUCGUUCUAAGUGGCCACUCAUACCUCUUGCAGUAUAGCGACGAGGCGAAAUGGUGCUGUUACGUUAUACGCGUAUUUUUUAUUUCUUGGUUGUUGAGGUGCUAGCUAGUAGGUGAGGACACCUGCGCGUUGUUGGUUGAGGCCAGACUACAACGUGACGACACGGCUGGUAGUCAGUCGCCAGCCUGGCGCCAGCUCGUUCGCCACUCUUCUCGCGUUUCGUACCACAGAGUGUGGUGUGAAUGAUUUCGUGCGCGUGAGUGCACGUGGUCUAUCUUCCGGGUGUCUGUGCGCCGUUCCGGAACUGUUAAGACGCAGGCGCAGUCAACACAGAGAUAUGGCGAGAGAUUCUGAACAUCUGGGUCGCUUGUUGUGUGUCUUGUGGUUACUUGCAUGUUUGGGCGAAGUCAAGCCUACUAGGAAACUGCUAGCAAACAGUCCAUUUCUUGGACUAGCAACGGAGGAUGUGCAAUCGCAAGAGCAUCGCACCAAUGCAGGUGGUCACUGGCAGCAGGACAAAGAAUCUGUGCUAUUGAAGACUGAGAAUGUGCUGAGGAAGCCAGAUGCUUCUUUAUUUUCCCAAACUCAAUCACCAUCUAAGAGAGUCUCAUCUCUUCAUCAGGAUGUCACUUUCCCUGAUUUUUAUGCAACACAUGCAGAUCAAAAAUUUAUAAAGGAGGAACAGACGAACACAGGAAAAGAAUCCCGGAAAGAUCAUGUAGAUGUAUUGCAGAAGUUGGAAAUGAAGAGGAAGGUUCUCACUGCUUUGCAGUCCACUCCUUUCAUUGAUAUAUUAUGGAGUGUGUUUCAUUCUGGCAAAUUGCCCAAAACAGUGGGGGAAGCAUUUGAUGAGAAUCCGGCUGGCAAAUGGAAUCAUGCUGAUCAUUAUAGUAAAAUCAAAGAUCAUGUUUAUAACGGUGUGUUUGUGGAAAUCGGAAAUGGAGGAACAAGCUUGAGUGUUGCUUUGGCAAACUCAACAAACACAGUUAUAGUCUUGGUACCUGCAGGUGACAAUAAGAAUACUGCAUCUCUUUUGAAGUUUAUGGAGACUUCUCAGUUGAAGAAGGCAGUGUCUAAUCGCUACAUUUGUCAGCUAGCAGCAGACCAGAUAGCACCAGCUGCUAAACUAUUGAUGUCUGACUAUCAGGUUUUGUUUCGGACCUUGUUGCUAAGUAAUCUGUCAAUGCUAGUUGGGACAUUGCUGCCUCAUGAAUUCGAACAAUUGAUUGGAAGAUGUAUGUCAUUGGCAUGGAAUACGUUUAUUGUAUCAACAGACAGUUUUUUCAAGACAGGUUAUUUCUCUCACUGGAAUAGCUUAUCAGAUCUGUUGGAGAAAGCACUUGACACUGUUUCACUGGCUGUUGAUAUCAAGGAUAUUGGUGAUACAAAAUAUUCAUGGGGGUUGAUGUCAGAACCACGCUAUCGUAUUGUUCGUGUCACAUUGAAGAAUGCAGAACGUCCAAUUGAUUCAACAUGGUGUAUGAAAAAGAAGGCUGCAAUAGAUGCCGCAACCAAUGCAAACAAAGUGUGUGGCUUGUUUGUCAGUAAUGGCAAAGCUAAACUGCUGUUUGGUGACAACAGCAAAUUGGAUGCUCCUGUCAGGAAUGGAUCUAUUUCUUUGCAAAAUCUUUUGGACAUGGGGCCUGUGGCUUCCACUAUGCAGCAAAUUCUAGUAUCUCUUCUCAACAUGGAAUAUUCAAGGACUUAUUCGAGUAGAAAUAUCUUGAUUUCAGGGUCAACACUUGCAGAACUACAGUACAAUAGAAGUGAAUGGGAUCCAGAGACAGGAGAACACAGACUGGCUGCGUUUUCAAGCAAAGUUGCACGAUUGACUGAUCAGUAUGCAGCACAGCAGCUGUCUAAAAGUACAGUCCAUGUCAUUAAACAGGAAUCUAAAACUGUUGAUGUAUCUGACAAAAAGCCUGUUGUUGUUCUAUCUCAGAAGACAAAGAAACUAACACAAAAAGUUACCAGACCAUUAUCCCAACCUCAGACUCUCAAGAGACAUACUAAGCCUACAGAAGCAGAUAGAAAGAGUUUGUUGAGUGAUAAAAGUAAUACGAAACCUUCAAAAGUGAUGCAAAGACAAAAAGCUGUUCAAAGCCCUUCAAAGAUAGGGAACACCAAGGACAAGACUGCAACAACAAUUUUGAAAGAACAACCAGCUGAACAUGCAGCUGAUGCAUGGAAAUAUGAGGUUGAUGUUGAGGAGACAGAAGAGAAACAACACCUUGAAGACCAGUGGACUAGAGAGACUGAUGACAUAAUUUCGCCGAAACAAGAUCGCACUUCAGAAGGCAAAAACAUGAAAAUAGCAGCAGAGACACAACUGGAAGCAGUGAAAAGAGAACUUGAUAGAGAGACAACGUUUGAAGAACCUCAUGAGAAUUUAAAUAGAAUCACAGGACAGGAGUCUGAUCCAACUGAUAAGAUUCAAGCUGUUGGUGACACGGACAAAGAGAAGAGAAAAGAAGUGAGUGAUGAAUUGAUUGGACAAACAGUUGAACUGAAAAAGAAACAAGCUGAUGGUGUGAAAAUGAGAGAUAUUAGUCCAACUGUUGGUGCUAAGGUCACGACAAUUUCUCUGCCGAAACAGGCUGAUAAUCGUAAUAGUGAUAAUCGUAAUCGUAAUAGUGAUUUGAAGAGCAGGAUUACAAGUGACAGCAAACAGGAAAAUAUAAAACUACCACGUAAAGAUAUUGGAAAACAACCUCUUCGUAGAAGAAGAAGCAGUAAGGUAACAGGUCAUGAUGCACCCAAGACACAAGCAAAUUUAAAUAGGAGACAAAGCAACAGUGAGAAACAGAAUUUACCAAAUGCAGUUAAACCCGUUGCCGAAACAGGAGGUAGGAAGCAGUCAAUGUUGUCGAAAGUUUUAAGAAUUCCAGAUCAAGUGCCAAAAAAGACAUCAUCAAAGUAUGGUGUAGACAAAAUCCAUGAGGAAAGUAAGGCCAAAAUGGACACAAAAAUAGUACAAGGGCUUGGUACAAAAAACAAUGGUGGAGGAGAGCUAAAUACUGAAGAAACGAACACAUUACACAGACGACGGCUGCUUGCUUUAGAUGAAACGGGAGAUAAGACAGAAUCAAAAUAUGGAGAUAAGGUUGCUCAGCGAGACAGAAAAGACUCACUUUCCAAGAAGUCUUACAGUUCGUGGUUGAAACAUCAUGGAGAUCAUCUACCAUUGAAGUUGUCUUCAAAAGACACGGCAAAGGAGAAGAGUUCUGUGAAGCAAUUACUCACAAAGUUGGAGGACACUCUCAACAAGCAUGAGAAGUCACUAGAUAACAAAGAAGUGGAAGGAGAUGAACUGGAUAAUACUGAAAACUCUGACGAUGAAGAAAAUGUUGACACUACAGAACUACCCACUGAUCCACCUACUCCAAGUCCACUUGAGAAACUGCGUGCACUUAGGGAAAAGACACAAGUUCUAAAUGAUGUUAGAACGAAUCUGUUUGAUGCAGAAUGGUCAAGUGUGCAAAACAACAUCAAAGAAGAACAAUCGAAGAACUUCAGUGUUUUGACUUAUGGUGGUCAGCAGCAGACAUUGCUUGGUACCAAAAUUGCAAGAAUGUACCCAAACACUUCUGUUGUGACCAUUCUUCCUGCAAUGUAUCAAUCGGUUUUCAAGUCUCACUUGUCAAUGAUAGAGAGCUUGAGUCUGUCAAAUGUUUUAUCUUUUUCACAAGAUCUUACACCAGAAAUGGUUAUAUCACUUCAUUCGAUGCCAGACUUAUUUCGCUUUCAGUUUCUUGGUGUUGAAGUUUUCCAACCUCUUGUACAACUUGGACCAGGUUUUGUCCAUCAUUUGGGAAGAGUUCUCACUCUUGCUAGAACAACUUUUCUUGAGAUUCCUUCUCCUUCACAGCUGGCUACUGGAAUUGCUUUAUUGCGAGGACAGAGUGAGGCAGACUUGGGCAUUUUCAGGGGGUUUGUUCUUGGUGCUCUAAAGUCGGCGGGAGUGACUGACAGCUCAGUAUCUGUAAUUAAAGGGAGGGAUAUGAGUGAACGCUCCAUGAAUGGAUUAAAAUUACUGAAUAUCACCAUACUGCAGAUGUCCAGGAAGAACGCUCAUGAAGAGAUGGAAAGAACGUUAAAUAGAAAUAGAGUGCCUUUGGUCGUUCCAUUUUGGCUUCGUUUGUUGGUUUCCAGUACAUUGACAGGAAUUCAGGUGCGUUUUACGUGUGACUUGCGGUUUGUCCAGACUGCACAUUUCAACGAGAGUGAUACCGAAGAAGAUGAUCCCCCUGACGGUAGGCGUUCUACUCAAAGUCCUAAUUCAUGUUGUCCUUUAUGUUCUCUGGUGACAAGAGACACAGUUUCGCUGUUUCAACACAUAAAUGCAAACCACAUUUGCUACAGAAAUUUCCCGGAUGUUCAGUUCUUAGAAUUCCACAACCGUCGCUUAUGUUCAGAAUGUGGCUUUGCUUAUGGUAAUCGUUUCUCAUUUUGCCGACGUUCUCUAGGUCCUGGUCGUGGUAGAUGUCGUGGUUUGAUGACCCAUCCAAGUGCAUCAUCCUGGUUGAGUCAGUGUGAAUCCACAGCUGUUAACGGUGAUAUUGGAAUUCAGAAUUCACCGGAGGUAGCUCCAACAUCAGCUUCAAGGAUUACUUCUUCAUCAGUGCCUGUAUCCUCAUCUUCUAAUUUGGUGCUCGAGGGUAUUAAAGCAGCUUCUAUGAUGUCCUAUCCAGCUGUUGGUGACAUGGAAUUGUCUGUUUUCAAUUCACUGAUGAACGAAAUUGUCACCACACCUGUUCAGACAGUUACUCAUGUCCCAAAAUCAGUUAGACCACUUCUAAGUGUGGUUUUAGCUAAAGAAUUACGGUGUGCUUGUGAGGGUGGCCUGUGGGGCUUUGCUCGCCUCUUCAUGCUGGCCAAAGCUACCCUUCGCUGUCCUCCUCGUGGUGGGAGAAAGAAAAGGUACGUUGUAAAGGAAAUUUUGUAUUCUCGCCUUCAACGUUGGUUGGAUGGAGAUAUUCUAUCACUGUGGCUGGAUGUCAAGGCUGAAACUAACCCUUGCCAUGUUUCAUUGAAUUCCUCAAAUACCGCUACCACAAAUACUCGAAGAUCAUUGAGAUUGGCUUCAGAAGGUCGAUACAGUGAUGCACUUCAGGCUUUGGGUUCACGAGGUUGUGCCUCUCAUGACAGCAGUGAAGCUUUAGAAGAGUUGGCAAAUCGACAUCCAGUUCACGAUCUUCCUGCUUGGCUAGAGGAAGUCCCACCUUCACUAGUUGUGGACUCUCAGGAGGUUAUUUCUGCAUUGGAAGCAUUUCCCAAUGGCUCAAGUCCCGGUUAUUCUCAUCUUCGAGCACAACACUUAAUUGAUGCUAUACGAGGUUGCAAUGUUCCAGAAGCGCAGUCCUGUUUAGAAAACCUAACACGAUUGAUGUGUCUCUUGUUGUCUGGAAAACUUGAUCGCAACAUUUCUCCCUUCCUGUCUGGUGCCCCUUUGACUGCUCUCCAAAAGAAGGCUGGCGGCAUUCGGCCCAUUGCUGUUGGGGAAGUGUUGCGUCGUUUGGCUAGCCGUCUUUGCUGUUCUGCUAUAAAACCUCGCUUACCGGACGUCUUCUUACCAUAUGGUCAGGUAGGUGUUGGAAUACGAGGAGGUUUAGAGGCAAGUGUUCAUUCUCUAAGGUCAUACAUUGAAGAGAACAGUGCUAGACAUGACCUGUGCUGUUUCAAACUGGACAUGAAGAAUGCGUUCAAUGAAUGCCAUCGCAAUUCAUUCCUGAAGAGACUUGGCAGUGAAUUUCCUGAAUUGGUAGCUUGGGUACAGUGGUGCUAUCACUGUGCUGCUGAGUUGCGCUUUGGCUAUCAUCACCUUACAUCUACAGCAGGAGUCCAACAAGGCGAUCCAUUGGGACCACUGCUGUUCUCCUUAGUCGUCCUAGAACUAAUGGAUGAAGUUGGAGAAGUGCCUGGCUUAGACCUAAAUUUGUGGUACCUUGACGAUGGUACUUUUGCUGGCACACGGAAAUCUGUCUCAAAGUUAAUAAACUUCAUCAUAGAGAAAGGUCCUUCCCUGGGCCUUCAUGUCAAUUUAUCAAAGUGUGAAGUGUUUUGGCCUUCAGGAGAUCGAACACAUCCAGAAUUUCCACCAGAAGUACACCGGUUGUCAGAUGGAAUGGAAUUGCUUGGUUCUCCUGUGUUUGGUUCAUCUGAUUUCUUCACUAAUUGUUUCAAGAAGCGAGUCGAUCAAGUAGCAAAUACCCAAUCUCAUCUCUCUGAUCUUGAAAAUCCACAAGUGGAACUUCAGUUGUUGAGAAGUUGCCUGUCCAUAUGUAAAAUCAACCAUUUGCUACGAUCUGUGAGACCUGGGGUUGCUACGAGCACAUUGUCUAUUUUCGAUGAAGGGUUACGCCGAUCUCUCGGCCGGAUCACAAGAUCUUCAAUUUCUGACUUUGCAUGGUCACAAGCAGUAUUGCCAAUUGGAAAAGGAGGUAUGGGUAUCCGGGAGGCCUUAUCUACUUCACCUUCCGCUUUUCUUGGCAGCUGUAACUCAAAUCGAAAAUGA
This is a messenger RNA of Corticium candelabrum, 6753 nucleotides long. RefSeq lists its product as uncharacterized. Lineage: Eukaryota; Metazoa; Porifera; Homoscleromorpha; Homosclerophorida; Plakinidae. The transcript is spliced from 22 exons. Bases 577 to 6753 code for a protein of 2058 amino acids. The record is from RefSeq and is a predicted model, not a curated record.